Molecule: messenger RNA, 3093 nt
Organism: Oncorhynchus nerka (sockeye salmon)
Lineage: Eukaryota; Metazoa; Chordata; Actinopteri; Salmoniformes; Salmonidae
Product: protein max-like
Exons: 4
Coding region: 149-673 (174 amino acids)
Biological process (GO): positive regulation of transcription by RNA polymerase II
Cellular component (GO): RNA polymerase II transcription regulator complex
Molecular function (GO): protein dimerization activity; DNA-binding transcription factor activity
Source: RefSeq, a predicted model, not a curated record
GAUGUUGUUUCCAUGUGUAGGCGAAUCACGUGGGGAGAAUCCGUUGAUCGUCUUGUCCCUGCUGUAGGAGUUGCUCCGUUCUUGAUUUUCAUUUUGGUUGCUACCUCGCUUUGUUUUUAAACACCCCCCUCAUACAUUUCACCGAAGAAUGAGCGACAACGAAGAUAUCGAUGUUGACAGUGACGCUGACAAACGAGCACAUCACAAUGCGCUGGAGCGCAAACGUAGGGACCACAUUAAAGACAGCUUCAGCAGUUUACGGGACUCUGUGCCUGUGUUACAAGGGGAGAAGGUUAGUGAACAAUCUGUCAAACAGGCUUCCCGAGCUCAGAUCCUAGACAAAGCCACAGACUACAUCCAGUACAUGAGACGAAAAAACCACACACACCAGCAGGACAUUGACGACCUGAAGAAGCAGAAUGCAAUGCUAGAGCAGCAGGGUGAGUGUGGGCUCAAGGCCCAGGGACAACUGCAGGUGCAGGAGGUCCGUGCACUGGAGAAGGCCAAAGGGAACACUACUCUCCAGGCCAACUACUCUUCCUCUGACAGCAGCUGGUACACCAACCCCAAGGGGAGCACAGUGUCUGCCUUCGACGGAGGCUCUGACUCCAGCUCUGAAUCAGAGACAGAGGAGCCGGCCAAUAGAAAGAAGCUGCGUGUGGAGCCCAUCUAGACUCCAUCCACAGUGUUAUCACCAGAGAGACUCUUAUCCACCAGCCCCCUCCUGUUCAGUCUGUUUCCAUUCUUCUCAUGCCAGUCCAGGAGACAGAGGGAAGACCAUGUGAGAAAGGUGCGAUCGUGGCUUUUCCAACAUUUUGUUACUUACAGCCUUAUUAUAAAAUGGAUUAAAAUGUUUUUUAAAUGUAUGCGCAUUACCCCAUAAUGACAAAGCAAAAACUGUUUUUUUUAGACAUGGUUGCACAUUCAUUAAAAAUAAACGUAUCACAUUUACACAAGUAUUCAGACCCAGUACUUUGUUGAAGCACCUUUGGCAGCGAUUACAGCCUCGAGUCUUGGGUAUGAUGAAGUUUGGCACACCUGUAUUUGUGGAGUUUCUCCCAUUCUUUUCUGCAGAUCCUCUCAAGCUCUGUCAGGUUGGAUUUGGAACAUCACUGCAUGGCUAUUUUCAGGUCUCUCCAGAGAUGUUCGAUUGGGUUCAAGUCUGGGCUCUGGCUGGGCCAUUCAAGGACAUUCAGAGACUUGUCCUGAAGCCACUAGUGCAUUGUCUUGGCUGUGUGCUUAGUGUCUUUGUCCUGUAGGAAGGUAAGCUGUCACCCCAGUCUGAGGUCCUGAGCAGGUUUUCAUCAAGGAUCUCUGUACUUUGCUCCGUUCAUCUUUCCCUCGAUCGUGACUAGUCUACCAGUCCCUGCCGAUGAAAAACAUCCACACAGCAUGAUGCUGCCACCACCAUGCUUCACCGUAGGUAUGGUACCAGGUUUCCUCCAGAUGUGACACUUGGCGUUCAGGCCAAAGAGUUCAAUCUUGGUUUCAUCAGACAGGUGAAUCUUGUUUCUACAUGGUCUGAGAGUCCUUUAGGUGCCUUUUGGCAAACUCCAAGUGGGCUGUCAUGUGCCUUUUUACUGAGGAGUGGCUUAUUACAUUUACAUUUAAGUCAUUUAGCAGACGCUCUUAUCCAGAGCGACUUACAAAUUGGUGCAUUCACCUUAUGACAUCCAGUGGAGCAGCCACUUUACAAUAGUGCAUCUAAAUCUUUUAAGGGGGGUGAGAAGGAUUACUUUACCACUACCAUUAAGGCCUGAUUGGUGGAGUGUUACAGAGAUGGUUGUCCUUCUGGAAGGUUCUCAUAUCUCCACAGAGGAACUCUGGCGCUUAUUUAUUUACAAUGACGGUUAACAGUGAGUUAACUGACUUGUUCAGGGGCAGAAUGACAGAUUUUUACCUUGUUAGCUUGAGGAUUCGAUCUAGAAAUCUUUCGGUUACUGGCCCAACGCUCUAACCACUAGGCUCCCUGCUGCCCCUUUGACCUCAUGGCUUGGUUUUUGCUCUGACAUGCACUAUCAACUGUGGGACCUUAUAUAGACAGGUGUGUCUUUGUCAUUAUGGGUUAUUGUGUGUAGAUUGAGGAAAUGUCUAUCCAUUUCAGAAUAAGAAUGUAACAAUGUGAAAAAAGUCGGUCUGAAUACUUUCCGAAUGCAGGGUAUAUACAACUCUUCAACCUUUAUCCUCCUUUGCCAGUGUAUUGUCACGCCUCAUGGUGCACCAACACCUCUCAACACCCCCAAAGUGAGACAGCUCUGCAGUUUGAAGGACUUGAUGCUUUUAAAACAUCAUUGUUCAGAAUCGGAUAUGAAGGUGAGCAGGUGAACAGCUUUAGUCUAGCUACAACAACAUCUCUCGUUUUGAAUCAUCUUAAUGAACCUGUUCGAAGAGUUGAGACUUACACAGACCUUUGAGAAAAUGUCCGUAGGAAUAGUUUACCUUUUUAAUAUUUGUACUUUUCCACAAAAGAAUGCGAAGUUGCUUUGAAAAAAAAUGUAUCUAAUGCAAUCUUCUGGAAUCAAGGUGGAUGGCUGAAGUCUUUAAAUAUAGGGAUUUGAAUACACAUAUUUCUAAGUGAUAUGUUGAAAUUGAUUUCUUAUUCCAUAUUGUACAUUUUUGUUCAACUUUACCACUUGUCAAUGGAGAUUGUUCAUCCUUCAUCAGUGUUGGCAUCAUUUAAUAUAUUCUCACCUCACAGGUUCAGCAAUGUUUUUACUUUGUUAUUCUCAAGAAAAUGGAGAUUACAUAUUUAUUUUUUCGAAAUGGAUAAAUACUUAAUGUUACACAAUGCAGUUAAAAGGUAGUAACCUUUUUAUUUGUAUUAAAGGAAAAGGCCAUAUCAGUGUAGUGCAUAUUACUGUAAACUUGUAAAUGUUGUCCAUUCUACAAAGAAAAACCCUCAAAAUAUUUGUCUGUCCUGGGAAUGUUUGUCAUUUAGAUUUUUUAUUUUACAGAUAAUUAGUGUGUAAGAAUCUAGAUUUUUUUGUUGUUGAUUCUAUUGAUAUUACAGGUGUUGUAAGUACUGCCAACCAUUUUUGGAAGUUGAGGCAUACCUUUGCUGAGGAACUAUUAUAAAUAAAACUAUUUUAUCCA